AUGCACGCCCCGACUUCUUCGUAUGGCCACGACCUUCGCAGAGCAAGACAUUCGUCUUUCAACGGCGGAAUACCGCUUCACGCCUUCCAUCGAGGUCGAGAUGUUGAAAGACAAGCCACAGCCAAAGAUGACUGCACAUCUGCAUCCAUGGGGAAAUUUAGCGAUUGUUUGUUCCAAAGUGGUGAAAACUCAUCAAUUUCAAGGCCCCUGUCUUCCAAGAGCGAUCUGUCAUUACACACCGAAGUAAACUCUGUCUACGGUUCGUCAUCAUCACUUCCGGCUUUCACGAAAACCGCAUCGUUUCUUCGACGAAACUCACAGUCUGCAAAUGUCAGGUCUGCCAAUGGCAGACCUGAAAAGGAGAGUGGCAAACGAUUGGUAUAUCAGUUUUUGAAUUUGGAAGAUGGUAGCGCUGAAAAACCAGAGACUCAAGUUUCCCACACAUCACGACCUUCCAUGUCGUCUUCGGCUUCCCAGGAACACGAGUCGUUAUCGCAUUAUCUCCUGUGUGAUCUGAAAGAUGCAACUGCGUUACACGAUGGCGGUUUCCGGGACUUAACUUGCUCUGGUUCCAAAACUACCUGCACUCAAAGCAUUACUUUGGCCGACGAACUCACCAAAUUCGACAAAAACCUCCGCAGUACCUUAGCGGACCUGAUGAGCAAAGACCAAGCGAUGAACGAGGCCUCAAAAGAUCUGGAUACGUUGCAGGUGGAAAUACACAGGAUCCAACAGGACAUUCAGGAUGUUCAGAUUCAGGUGGCUGGACACGACGUUAAGGUCCAAUCUGCUUUCCAAACUCAAGAUGCAAAUUCAUUCAUUUCCAAACUCACCGCAGAUAUAUCUUCCUACAGUGAGCAGCUUACUGCGUUCGAGAGACACAUCGGUAAAUGCAAGACUGAACUAAUGGAGCAUAAGGCCACCGUGCAUAAGUUCGAGACCACUAUUAAGCUCAACGAGAUGCUACGAGACUCACAAAAUAGCAUGUGUGUGUCAGACCGACUACGUGAAUACAAAGGCAUUAUCACCGACCUUUUGGCUUUAAUUAUGGUUAUCGUGGUGUCAGUGAUGCUCAAAAGGUUCUUGACGCACAAAUGA
Lachancea sp. 'fantastica' is the source of this 1098-nucleotide messenger RNA. The record is from the annotation of a GenBank genome assembly. Lineage: Eukaryota; Fungi; Ascomycota; Saccharomycetes; Saccharomycetales; Saccharomycetaceae.